This is a messenger RNA of Arctia plantaginis, 732 nucleotides long. The record is from the annotation of a GenBank genome assembly. NCBI's taxonomy places the organism in Eukaryota, Metazoa, Arthropoda, Insecta, Lepidoptera, Erebidae.
AUGGCCACGAAAUAUGUUGAAUGGGGUUGUUGCGCGAAGGAUAAUGAAACUGAUGAAAAUUUGGUAGAUGAAAAAUUCAUUAAAUGCACCAGUUGCGGGAAAUCUUAUCACUACGCAUGUUUAUCUGUCACGGAAUCUCCAAACAAAUCUUGGAAAUGUCCCACAUGUUUAAGUUGCGCUCCUAAAGUUAAUAGGAAGGACUCAACUCCUAUACGUAACGUGCAGAUGAACAGAGGCAACAAAAGAGUCGCUAUUGGCUCACCAUCGCCGCCACCAAUAGCAAGUAACAAGGAUGAGAUACGGACUAUGAUCCGAGAUAUAAUAAAAACAGAAUUCAAUCUAAUUUUGACACAAUUCAACAAAACAGUAGUCAGCACAAUAAAUCAAGAAAUGGAACCUAUUAGAAAAGAAAUUCAAGAAGUAGUGGCAUCAAUGUCAUUCAUGAAUGACAGAUUUGAAGCCUUCGAGAAAAGUCAACAAUUUACUGUUGAAGUCAUCAAAAACCUUGAAUCUGAAAAUAAAGAGUUGAAAAACACGUUCAAGGCUCUAAAGCCUCAGGGUAAAUAUAACGCGGAUUAUUGUCCAUAUGGCGGCAUAAGUCGGAUAUUGCUUGUACCUACUCACAGUGACUGCACUGUUGAUCAGCCUAUUGCAGUCCACUGCUGCUUGAUACAACAACAAACGCGCCAACGAGACAGCAGCGUAAAUAAUAUAUGUAAAACAUUCUCCUAA